AUGGAAAAGGAAGGCCUGGACCAUACCACUCAUGACACCUCAAUCGAGGAAGAAGUUGGAAGAAUCGAGGUCAGGGAGGCAACUGAUACUAUAGAUCCUGCCAUCGUACGGAGCCUGAAGAGAAAGGCUGACCUAAUCAUUAUUCCCACACUCGCAACUACUUAUUUAUUCAAUUCGUUGGACCGGAGCAAUCUUUCCAAUGCCCAUACUGCCGGUUUGGUCCAAGACCUGAACAUGUCAGGCAAUCAAUUCAGUCUCGCACUGACGUACUACUUCAUUCCUUUCUGCAUUUGCGGACCACCAGCGGGAAUGCUCAGCAAACAGUUCUCUGCCAAAUACUCCAUUCCAGUGAUGAUGUUGGGUUUUGGUGCUGCUUCUCUGGCUACCUCAUUUGUGACCAAUUUUGGGCAAUUGGUGGCUUGUCGAUGUCUGGUCGGCGUUUUCGAAGCUGGGUUCCUCACGGCGGUCGUCUACUACCUGUCCAUCUGGUAUACUCGUACCGAAAUCGCAUCGCGAAUUGGAGUCUUUUACGCAGCAUUGGUGGCAUCAUCCGCAUUUGGUGGACUCAUCUCAUAUGGCACCUUCCAGAUGAAAACCCACCACUACCAAUGGUUCUACUUGUUCAUCAUUGAAGGGUCCCUGACCAUCUGUGUGGCAUUGGCCACGUUCUUCAUCAUCCCCAAGAGCAUUCGCAGCUGUCGAUUCCUGACAGAGGCAGAAAAGGAUGCCGCCGAAACUCGUAUUCUCGCCGAAUCGGCAGAGACCCUGGAGAGCAAGUUCAGCUGGAGACAGGCUUUGAGCGAAUGGAAGACGCCUCAUCCCUAUGUCCGGAUCGUCGUCGCAAUCACUUAUUCUACCUUGUUGACAUCGAACAACAAUUUUCUGGCGAUUAUCGUUGGGAGACUCGGAUACGACACUGUGAAGACAAAUCUGUAUACGGUAGCCCCAUCUUUGGUUGCAGCAGUCUUCCUGGUCGCCGCUACCUUUUCAUCAGACCAUUUCCGCGAGCGUGGGAUUCACAUGGUAGUAUCGCUCGCUAUCAGCGUUGUCGGCUACAUCCUACUCAUCACUGUGAAUCUGGACAAUAUCGGGCUCACUUACUUUGCCAUAUUCAUGACCACUGUUGGUGCCUACCCAAUGUCACCCAUCAACAACGCAUGGAUCGUGUCCAAUAUUCCCAACCUCAACGCCCGUGCUUUCACAAGCGCCAUGCUCAUUUCCAUCGCCAACACUGCCGGUCUGAUCUCCAGCAACAUUCUCAUCGCAUCCGAAGCACCUCGUUACGUGACAUCCUGCUGGGUUAAUCUAGGCGCCGCAAUCCUCUGCCUCAUUACCUGUGCCGGCUAUUCGGGCUGGAUGAGGUGGGAGAAUCGCCGAAGAGAUCGCGUACAAGGCGUCUCUGGCCAAGAGUACAUUACCCGAGGUGUCACAGGGACUACGGAUCCAAGAUUCCGAUUUUGUCCCUGA
This is a messenger RNA of Exophiala bonariae, 1467 nucleotides long. RefSeq lists its product as uncharacterized. Gene Ontology annotation, biological process: transmembrane transport. Gene Ontology annotation, cellular component: membrane. The record is from RefSeq and is a predicted model, not a curated record. The transcript has 5 exons. NCBI's taxonomy places the organism in Eukaryota, Fungi, Ascomycota, Eurotiomycetes, Chaetothyriales, Herpotrichiellaceae. The coding region runs from base 1 to 1467 and encodes 488 amino acids. Gene Ontology annotation, molecular function: transmembrane transporter activity.